AUGGCUCCGAAUCGAAACGUAACACGAUCACAUGACUCCUACCAUGCUCAUGGUAUGAAUGAUGCAACAACUCCUCCAUCCACCAACCACCAUGAAUCUCCAGAACAACCAGUUAGAACAUGGAACAAUCCAAACAGCACGACCAAGAAUAUCACAACAACUUGUCGUCAUGACGACAUGAAUAUCAUUUAUCAAUCUCUCAAAUCAUUCAUGAAUCGAUAUUUAAUUGUACCAACUCUCUAUGUCAAACAAUUCAUUGUAAAUAAUAUUCAACAUGGUGAUGAAUUUGGUGGUGUUUUGAAAUAUAUUCAAUGUUUGAAUCGAAUUAUUCAAUUGAUGAAAUUAAUUUAUGAAAAUUAUUAUCAUUCAUCAUGUUAUUUAGAUGAUGAGAAUUUAGAUGAUAAUAUAGAUGAUCCAUACAAUUUACAAGAGAAGAAUAUCAACAAUAAUGAAAUUCUACUUGAUUCUCAUUUCGUUGAGAGUCUUGUAUUAUUGAAUUUCAUAUUUGGAAAUGUUAAAUAUUUACAAAUAUUAUAUUUUCAUGGAAAAAGGAAUGCACAUAUUGAAAAUCAAAUAGAAUUAUUAAAUGUAUUAUUACAUACAUUAAAUGUAGAGAAUGAUAGUAUGGAUAGUUUUAGUACUAUUAAUACUAGGAACGAUCAUUCACAUUUCAAUCAUACCAUGAACAACAAUAUCCACAACCACAAUAAUUAUAAUAACAAUAAUAAUAACAAUGAUAACAACAACAACACUACUACAAUCAAUCCUACACUUUCAACACUUUAUCAAAAUCUAUUACAAAUUAUUAUUGAAAUGAAUUGGAAAGAAAUCUAUCAAGAACAAUAUUUAACAUUAUUCUUUACAUUCAAUCAAACUCAUCUUCAACAAUCUCUCAAACAAGAAUUAGAUGAAAUGAUUGUAUCGAACUUUUUUGAAACAUGUACUCAACAAUUAUCUCAAAAAAGAUUACAAUUUAAAUCCAUGAUGAAUGGUUUGAAAAAACGAAAGGAUCAUUCAACAACAAUUAUUCAUCAUCCUCAUCAUUCAACAACAAUUCAUUAUCCUCAUCAUUCAACAACUCAACCAUUCAUCAUCCACAACAACUCAACCAUUCAUCAUCCACAACAUUCUCACUCAUUACAAAAUAACAAGACACACCCUCAACACUUUCACAAACAUGAUCUUUUAGAAUCCAAUCCUUACAAAUCUCAACACACAUUACAUUCUCUUUUUCAAUCGUUUCAAAUUGAUUAUCAUACUCUCAUGAAAUUGAGUCAUUUAAUUGAACAUGCUCAUCAAAAUGUCUAUUUAUUAGAUUUAUUAUUUCAUUUAACAUGUUUAAUUAUUAAAACAUCCAAUCAUGAAUAUAGACAAGUGAGUGAUGUAUUAAAAGAUAAAUCGAAUGAAUUGAUGGUCAUUGGUGCUAAAAUAAGAUUAUAUUGUGAAAGUUAUUUGAAUAGAAAGAAGGAAUGGAAGAAUGAUCAUUUCAUCAAUCACAAUAAUAAUCAUCACAACAAUAACAAUCAUCACAAUAAUCAUCAUAACAAUCACAACAAUAAUAAUACCAUUCAUCAAUUACAACAUCGAUUCAACAAGUUAAUGAAACAUGAUCCAAUCCAUUCCAUGACUACCACGAAUGCAACGACUACUAAAACGUCAACGACUACAACCACUAAUACUACUACUAAUACUACUACUUCAACCUCACUCUCAAACACUCCCUUAACAAAUAAUGAUGAAAAUAGUUCUUCCCAUCAUCUCAAAUAUCAUUCUUUGAAUAUUUUAGAUCAAUUAGAACAAGAAUUGAAUCAACUCGAAGAUUUCUUAACAAAUUCUAUUGCAAAAAAAGAAUUAUGUUGUGUGGAAUAUUUGAAAUCUCAUCGAUAUGCUCCUUUUAAAAAGAUGGAUCCAAAGAAUGGAACUCUCUUGUGGAAUUCUCAAGUGAUCAAUAGUGGUGUGAAUAUUCAUCCCACAACAACAACAACCAAGAAACAUGAUAAACAGGAUGAUAAUUUCAACACCACCACUAGUAAUACUACUACUACUAGUUUGGAUGAACUCAUUUCUGUCAUUCCAGCUUACUUGGUGUUGAACCGCCAAAGUUUAUAA
Messenger RNA from Naegleria lovaniensis, 2109 nucleotides. RefSeq lists its product as uncharacterized. The coding region runs from base 1 to 2109 and encodes 702 amino acids. The transcript has a single exon. The record is from RefSeq and is a predicted model, not a curated record. NCBI's taxonomy places the organism in Eukaryota, Heterolobosea, Eutetramitea, Acrasida, Naegleriidae.